CGCACUGACGGGUCCAUCAUCAUCAUCAUCAUCAUCAUCCUUCUGUGUUUUAUUGAGGAAUAAAAGCACCACAUGGACUUUGCAUUGGGGAUUUGUUGCUCCGCUUUAUAGUUUUUUUUAAUUUUCUAAAAAAAAAGUUGAAUCAUGUUGAUAAAUAAUAACAAGAAGACAGCCAUCUCUGUGGGCAUCACAGCGUGCCUCUGCCUGCUGCUGCUGCUGCUGGUGGUGCAGCAUCACCGCGUCCAGGUGGAUGGAGACGCAGCUGGAGGAGGAGGAGGAGGAGGAGGAGGAGGAGGAGAGCCGGGGACGCGCUCUCUGCUCCAGGAUGCCGCGCAGGAGGAGCAGAGGGACCCGCAAACCAAGAAGGGAUUCUCUGCGUACUUCACCAAACUGACCCGGGGACGCAGGGAGGUGGAGAAGCCUGCGAGCUCCUCCGGGUCCGCCGCCGACGCGCCUCCAGCCGAGGACAUCGGAGCCAAUGACAUCUUCAUCGCAGUGAAGACCACCAAGAAGUUCCAUCAGUCCAGACUCAACCUGCUGCUGGACACGUGGAUCUCAAGAAACAUGCAACAGACGUACAUCUUCACAGACGGAGAGGAUGAGGAGCUGAAAAAGAAAAUUGGGAGUCACGCAAUCAACACAAACUGCUCUGCAGCUCACAGCAGACAAGCUCUUUCGUGCAAGAUGGCGGUGGAAUAUGACAAGUUCAUAGAGUCGGGGAAAAAGUGGUUCUGUCACGUAGAUGACGACAACUACGUGAAUGUUCGGACUCUGGUGAAGCACCUGUCCCAGUACUCCCACACCCAGGACAUGUACAUCGGUAAACCCAGUCUGGACCGGCCCAUCGAGGCCACAGAGAGGCUGGGGGACAAUAAGAUGAAACCAGUCAACUUCUGGUUUGCUACCGGAGGAGCAGGCUUCUGUGUGAGCCGAGGUCUGGCGCUGAAGAUGAGCCCGUGGGCCAGCGGCGGCCACUUCAUGAACACAGCGGAGAAGAUCCGUCUGCCCGACGACUGCACCGUCGGCUACAUCAUCGAGUCGGUUCUGGGGGUUCCUCUGACCCGCAGCAACCUGUUUCACUCCCACCUGGAGAACCUCCAACAAGUGUCCAGAUCUGAGAUACACAAGCAGAUCACCCUAAGUUAUGGAAUGUUUGAAAACAAGAGUAAUAUCAUCAAUUACAAAGGGGCUUUUCCUGUGGAGGAGGAUCCAUCAAGGUUCAGGUCUGUGCACUGUCUCCUGUACCCAGACACCCCCUGGUGUCCCCCUCAGGUUGCCUUUUAGGGCGACCGCUCCUUUCUCAUCCUCGUCCCCGUCGUGCCUCGGUAUCUGAAAGGCUCGUGGGGACCAGUGUUUGGUAUUAGACCGCACGGCUGCUGUAUUGUUGCUGCAGUUUAUGUGCGGUCUUUAAUAGUUUUACUGGGCUGCUGUGCGGCCCGCCUCGGGACUAUUCCUUCCUGUCCGGAGCCAGGACCUCGCCCCAUUAUGUUGUGGUCGAAGGACCCCAGCUCUCGGCAGGAAGUUGCUUUCAGCGUUAAGCUUUGCAGGCAAUCAGUUGAGCUUUUGUGAUGUAUAUGUUGCUUGUAAAUGUAUCUGCAAUUCUCAUAGAAUGUAUUGACAUAUAUUCAAGCCUUUUUGCCAGCUUUUCAUUAACAUUUAUUUGUUUUUCGCUUUUUAAAAAUGCAAAGCCAUACAGGUCUUUGUUUGUAGGCUUUCGUUGGCUUUUAUGACGUAUAAUUGGCUAUUUUGUUUAGAUCUUUUUACUCCGAUGACUCCGGACAAAUGCUCUAAUAUGAAGAUUUUGAUGUGCUUUUAAGUUAACAGUGUUAUUUCUCCCAUGAACUGAGCUGGCAGGAGGCAGAUUCCCAAAUGCAUCUUUUGGUGACCUAAUCUGAGGUAUAUCAGGACAAAGCACUUUUCCCUUUGCAAAAUUUUUUGGUCAACUGACUUAAUUUACGUCCUUUUUAAUGACAUGCCUCAGAUUUGUGUCCAGGAAUAACAAAAAAAAAGAAGAAUAAUCCUUCAAAAUCUCUUAUCUACUCGUGUUUUUAAUUACACUCCUUGCAUUUGUUACAAUCGAGGAAGAAUAAUGAGUGGAAGAGAUUUUGGGUUACAAUCAGCUUUUGAAUUGUUUUGAAAUGUUUUUUUUUUUUUUUUAUUGUUAUUGAAAAAUUGCACAGCUGAGUUUCAAAUGAACUGAUGUUUGCUCCUGAAAAGACGCUCACCUCAAAAGGUCCAACAGUGAAGAAUUAGUGAAAAGCAAAUAAGAAUCACAUUGAAAAAAACAGCAUUUAAAGAAUAACCACAUGUGUGAUCUGAGCCACAGUCUAUAAUAGUUUGCACAAAAGACUGCUGAGCUUCUCUGUUGUCAUCAACAUUAAUAUUCUGUAUUUACACAUAAUAUUGGCUGGUUACCGCUGAGGCCUGUGAGGUGAGAACUUUACAAGAGCAACAUGAGUAUUUUCACAUGGAGGGGUUUGCUCCCUCUGUGUCGUAUUUAACCCAUAUUGGGUCGCACUGUACAUUUUGAUUGCAGUAUUGUGUACUGUUCCCUGUUAAAUGAGUAGUAUAAUGUUUAGAAUAUAAUAUCCCCUUUGUGGUUUACAUACGCUUGUAAUGACCCGGACAUGAUUUGUGUACUGCUUUGAACUGCGUUAAGUGACUUGGGUGUUUAUUCUCCAGUAUCUGGAGGGUUCGAGCGGUUCAUUCCCAAUACUGGCUUCUCAGGGAUUAUGAGCUGAUCCUGGUAUUAGCUACCAUGGGACCCACGGUGGGACCUACAACUUUGAAUAAAAGUGCAUAA
This is a messenger RNA of Anoplopoma fimbria (sablefish), 2803 nucleotides long. RefSeq names its product LFNG O-fucosylpeptide 3-beta-N-acetylglucosaminyltransferase (gene lfng). Gene Ontology annotation, biological process: regulation of Notch signaling pathway; pattern specification process. Gene Ontology annotation, cellular component: Golgi membrane. Gene Ontology annotation, molecular function: O-fucosylpeptide 3-beta-N-acetylglucosaminyltransferase activity. The record is from RefSeq and is a predicted model, not a curated record. The transcript has 8 exons. The coding region runs from base 145 to 1284 and encodes 379 amino acids. Lineage: Eukaryota; Metazoa; Chordata; Actinopteri; Perciformes; Anoplopomatidae.